Molecule: messenger RNA, 590 nt
Organism: Anopheles stephensi (Asian malaria mosquito)
Lineage: Eukaryota; Metazoa; Arthropoda; Insecta; Diptera; Culicidae
Exons: 3
Coding region: 108-524 (138 amino acids)
Source: RefSeq, a predicted model, not a curated record
CUCUGGCUCUGGAGAAUUGUCAAUUUGCAUUCGCCCCCAUUUGCACGUACUUUAAACGCUUGGAGACGCGACUUCUAUUAAAACCGAUUAAAAACUAUUACAACUCAAUGUCGAAACUGCGCGUAUAUGCACGUUACCCGAAGGUGCGCGCGGAACCGUCGGAACAGCGCAGCAUGGAAGCUUAUGCUGGGUUGAAACCGAUGGGCAUUAUCUGCGAAACGGAGCACGUUGCUUAUAGCCGCUCGAUGCUUCCGGACUAUCAUUUGGCGGCGGGCGACCUUGUACUUCAGAUGGGGAUUAUCAGCUUCCGACAUGUUAAACAGGUAAACCGUACCAGACUGUCGUUGUUCGAAGACAUCAGACAUGCCAGGACGAUGAUAAUCAAGAAGCGGUACACCGGCCGUAUCUGCGAGGUAGAGAUUGCACACCGCCUGGACGGUACACCACGCCCGUACGUGGAUCUGCUCAUUUCCUUGCGCCGUUUCCGUAAAGCAAAGCCGGCCAUGCCUGCCCACGCCGAAUAAAACGUAUCGCUUUGGUUGAUUUCACACCGAUUUAGAAAUAAAGCAUAUCGGAGUACUAAUUAGAUA